Messenger RNA from Metschnikowia bicuspidata var. bicuspidata NRRL YB-4993, 1407 nucleotides. RefSeq lists its product as uncharacterized. NCBI's taxonomy places the organism in Eukaryota, Fungi, Ascomycota, Pichiomycetes, Serinales, Metschnikowiaceae. Gene Ontology annotation, cellular component: trans-Golgi network. Gene Ontology annotation, biological process: Golgi to plasma membrane protein transport. The coding region runs from base 1 to 1407 and encodes 468 amino acids. The transcript has a single exon. The record is from RefSeq and is a predicted model, not a curated record.
AUGUCUUCGGCCGAGAUAUUCCCCAGCGAGAGCCUCGAUAAAACACUUGUGUUGGGAAAUCUGCUCUAUGGCACGGUGACAAAGCUCAGGGAGCUACGUCAGCGGAUGGAAAUUGCAUAUUCGCAGGAGCAUUAUCUCGACACCCCGUUGCUAAUGUCCCUUCCCAAGUUGGGCGUCCGUUUGAUGUUUGGCGCUGCAGGAACACAGCCCUUGCUUCUUAUCGAGGUGCUCAGCUUCGACUUCAUGAAGCUUUUGUACAAGGGCCACUACCUCAACGACAUCGUGUACCAUACACCGAGCGACGAGGAGCUAGUGCUGGGCACAGCGGAUGACACGCUUGUGCACUUGCAGCAAAACAAGCAUGUUCUGCCGCCGACCUUGAAAGAGGUGUACAACAAGAUCUUCGGGCCAACCUUCCCCGGGGAGCUCCACAUGCCGUCCCACUCGUACCUUCUCAGCUAUCCAGGGAUAGCCUUCCGCUUUGAGAUCCGGCUGGAAGACUUGUGCAGACGCAUCGCUGAUUUGGAGGACAAGAACCGCGUUCUCUCCCACCUCACCAACUGGGAGACGGCCACGGAUAUUCCGUGUGUGUCGUUGGCCAUCUUCGAAGGCGAGGACUACCCGUCGUUCAUCGGCAAGUUGCAGCACGGGCCGCGCAGCGAGCCUGUCGCACGGCCCUCGCACUUCUCGGAGUUGGCCGUCGAAAAGCUCCACGUCACGCUUAGCACCGGCACUGCGGAGUUGCGUCUUCUCGCCAAGCACCAGCGCAGCUCGGCGACUCUCACCAUUGGCGAGUCCACGCAGCAGGACGUGAUCCGCUUGCUUGGGCCGGCCGACUCGUACUUCAACAAAUUCGACUCCCGGCUCCUGAUCCACAAGCAUCUCCGGCCAGGACCGACGGAGUCGCCCGACGCGUGCUCGGUGGCCAAGUUCCACAACUACUUCCGCCACGGCAUCGACUUCCUUUACAACUUGAAUCCGGCCUGCGGCAACGGCGGGGUCUUGGAGAAGAUCGUGAUCCACAACGGCGGCAACAUCAAGUCGUUGGACUUCAUGCAUUGGAACAGGUGCAACUGGUCCAUCAGCACUUCUGCGGAGCGCGGCGCGGCGCAGGUGGACUCCGAAACGUACUUUGACGACUUCGACCCCGAGUUCUUUGAGCAGAUCGGGGGCGACAGCUCCCAGCCCGUGCUCUUGAACCGGGGCGACUCCGAAACCGCGGACGACUACGACCUCGAGCUUGUGUUAUCCGAGGAGCUUAAAAACGGCAGCUGCACAAACCAAGACGACGCCACGGUCUCGAAACAAGCCAAGACAUGGGGCCAGCUGCGCUUGCACGGGUACCAGAGGUGUAUCUUGGAGGUAAACGAGAGUAACAACUGUGUUUCGUGUGUCACGAUCUACUGA